CUUCAACUUCCGUGAGCUUUCCAAGAACGCCCUCUCAACCUUCCCCUUCCAGGGCUCCUAUCGGCACGGACAGACAACAAAGUAUGCCCACUAUACUCAACCGCAAAGUAGGCCCCAUAGGGUACGGCCUCGCAUCCCUGACCUUCGGCCCCCCAACAAAUCACCCCACAGAAGAGCAAGCCUUCGCCGCCCUGCGUGCCGCGGCAGAUACUGGAUGUCUUGUCUGGGAUGGGGCCGAAUUCUACGGCACACCGGACUACAAUUCCCUCGUCCUACUUCGUCGCUUCUUUGAGAAGUAUCCCGAAUACGCAGACAAAGUUCUACUAAAUAUAAAGGGAGCUAUGCGUCCGAACUGGGUUCCUGACGCAUCCCCGGACUACAUCAAACAGAGCGUCGAGAGCUGCGUAAAGCAAUUGGAUGGGAAGGCGAAUAUUCAUAUGUUCGAGUGCGCUAGAAGGGAUGUGAAGGUGCCGCUGGAGACGCAGCUCAACACGCUGAAGGAGCUGGUUGACGAAGAGAAAAUCGGAAGUGUGGCUUUGUCGGAGGUGAAUGCCAACACGAUACGAGAAGCCGCUAAGAUUGUCGACAUAUCCGCUGUGGAAGUCGAGCUUUCGAUCUGGAACACAGGGCCACUGACGAACGGUAUUGUGCGAGCGUGCGCUGAGUUGGACAUUCCUAUCAUAGCAUACUCGCCACUCGGCGCCGCAAUGCUGACCGGAACGCUCAAGUCCCCUACGGAUCUCCCCGAAGGCGAUUACCGCCGUAUGUUCCCAAAGUACCAAGACGGUAACUUCCAAGAGAACUUGAAGCUCGUGAAAGAAAUCGAGAAGAUGGCGGAAAGGAAAGGGUGCACCGCAGCUCAGAUUGCGCUGGGAUGGCUCGUCGCCCUUUCCAAGCGACCUGAUAUGCCCACCAUCAUUCCUAUUCCCGGAGGAAAGUCUGCGAAGCAUAUUACGGAGAAUGCAGCUGUGAUUGAGCUGAAGGACGAGGACAUGGAUCUCAUAGAUUCUCUCGUGUCAAGCCACACCGUUGUUGGUGACAGAUUCCCUGCUUUUGCGAUGGGUAUGACCGAUUUGUAAUCAGGACUCUAUUCCAAGCGCUAUUAGGUGUCCGUCCAGAUAGCUCGAUGAGACAGGAGUGCGCAAUACCUAAGGUAUGUCCUUUUCCUCGAAGGCACCGGGGAAAAUGUACAAGGCCAUACCCCAUAUCCGCUCGGAUUAGAACUCUCGACUUGUG
Molecule: messenger RNA, 1236 nt
Organism: Trematosphaeria pertusa
Lineage: Eukaryota; Fungi; Ascomycota; Dothideomycetes; Pleosporales; Trematosphaeriaceae
Product: Aldo/keto reductase
Exons: 3
Coding region: 84-1079 (331 amino acids)
Cellular component (GO): cytoplasm
Source: RefSeq, a predicted model, not a curated record